Molecule: messenger RNA, 1800 nt
Organism: Armigeres subalbatus
Lineage: Eukaryota; Metazoa; Arthropoda; Insecta; Diptera; Culicidae
Exons: 1
Coding region: 1-1800 (599 amino acids)
Biological process (GO): DNA integration
Molecular function (GO): nucleic acid binding
Source: RefSeq, a predicted model, not a curated record
AUGUACAACCACCUUAGGCUUUUCUCGGACACGGACAAAACCAUUUUGUACACUGACGCCUCACCUAGUGCUUUAGGAGCCGUGCUUGUUCAAGAAAGUGUAAGUUGUAACCCUAGGAUUAUUAGUUUUGCUUCCAAAGCCCUCACAGCAACCGAGCGCAGAUACGCUCAGAACCAACGCGAGGCGCUGGGCGUAGUUUGGGGAGUCGAGCACUUCUCCUAUUUCCUUUUGGGGAGGCACUUCACUCUCCGAACGGACGCUCAAGGAGUUGCGUUUAUUCUUAACCGGUCGCGGGAGGAAUCAAAGCGAGCUUUAACUCGGGCAGAUGGCUGGGCACUAAGAUUGAGUCCCUAUAGUUACGACGUAGAAUAUGUACGUGGAAUGGAAAACAUCGCUGAUCCAUCGUCCAGACUCUAUACUGGUGAAGAUGAACCCUUCAACGACGAUGUCAGUCCGUGGGAAAUCGGCGUAUUAGAAGCGAACUCAAUUGAAAUACUCACAGAGGAGGAGAUUGCACACGCCACUUCACAAGACAAUUCUCUUCAAUUGGUAAUAGCGGCCUUAGAAAACGGACAUUGGUCGAGCGUCGAAACCAGCUAUCGCAAAGUUCAGGAUGACUUAUCAAUUCGAGAUGGCAUAAUUGUGAAAACUGGCUGUGCAGUUAUACCAUCGUCACUACGAGAGAAGGCCUUAAGAGUCGCGCAUGAAGGACAUCCGUCUUUGGCAAAAAUGAAGAGCAUAAUCAGACAACGAGUUUGGUGGCCUGGCCUUGCACUGAGCGUACAGGAGUGGAUUGGUUCUUGCGAAACUUGUUUGACGAAUGGGAAGCCAGAGCGACCUACUCCGAUGCAACGAAUAUUCGCACCGAAGGUUGUAUGGGAGACGAUCGCAAUAGACUUUAACGGGCCUUAUGCCGUUCUAGGAGGUAUUUCGAUUCUUGUGGUGGUUGAUUACCGAUCAAGGUAUCUAUUCGCGAAGUCCGUUAAGUCCACCAGCUUCGACUGCACCAAGAAAGUUCUCGAGGAGAUAUUCGAGAAGGAGGGUUACCCGAAAAUGAUUAAAUCGGACAACGGGCCUCCAUUUAACGGAUCCGAAUAUAAGGAAUACUGCAAACUGCGAGGAAUUACGACGAUCUUUUCUACGCCACUAUUCCCUCAACAAAAUGGGCUAGUGGAAAGCAGUAUGAAAACUAUUAAUAAAGCAAUGUCUGCGGCAAUUUCUAAUAAAACUAACUACAUAAUCGAAUUACGCGAAGCUGUAAACGCACACAACGCAGCCAUGCAUAGCGUAACUCAGUAUCCACCGGAAGAAAUUAUGCAGGGAAGGAAAAUUAGACGCGGAUUGCCUCUAAUGAAUCACGAGAAAAUCGUAGUCAACGAUGCACUGUUAGACGAAAGAGACCGGAAAGCAAAACUGGAUGGGAAAAAUAGAGAGGAUAUUCGUCGCGGUGCACGAAAGUGUCGCAUAACUGCCGGAGAUACAGUUAUCGUCCAGCGCCAAGUCCGUAGCAAAGGGCAGUCUCGAUUUUCUCCAACAAGAUACACAGUCGCCAAUGAAAACAACGGGAGCUUAGUUCUUCACAACGCGGACGGCCAGUCACUUAAACGCCACAUCACCCAAACUAGAAGAGUCACGCACUAUCCAAACAUCAAAACUAGCGAGGGUGAUGAACAUGAACGCUAUCGGAAUGCGGACAGCGAUAUUCCAAUCAGGAAAGAACAUCCGGAUAACCGCAAAGGAGAUCGGGUGAAAAGAAUUCCAGCCUAUUUGGAACACUACGUCCGAUCCGUUGAGCAGUGA